Molecule: messenger RNA, 2317 nt
Organism: Zea mays
Lineage: Eukaryota; Viridiplantae; Streptophyta; Magnoliopsida; Poales; Poaceae
Product: negative regulator of systemic acquired resistance SNI1
Exons: 16
Coding region: 480-1955 (491 amino acids)
Biological process (GO): DNA damage response; negative regulation of systemic acquired resistance; negative regulation of DNA-templated transcription
Cellular component (GO): Smc5-Smc6 complex; nucleus
Molecular function (GO): transcription cis-regulatory region binding
Source: RefSeq, a predicted model, not a curated record
CAACAAAAGGCGCCUGCAUCCUCUUGUUCCCGCCGUCUGCACGCUGUCAGAGAAACCCCUCCCGAAACCCCCGAAAAUGGCAGCCUCUCACGCGCCGGCCUCCGUCGCCGCCGCCACGGAUGGUGUCAUCGAGGAAAACGUGAUGGCAAUCCUCGACUCCUCCGGCAUCAAGGACUCCCGCGACCUCCACGACGACCGAGCCGCCUUCUUGGAGGCCGUGCGCUCCACCUGCCUCGCCUCCGACAACCCAUCGGUCCCAUCGUGAUGAUCUUGCGUUCAGCGUGAUCUCCCUAUCCGGAGUCCCUUGGUACACUUAAUUUCCCCAAAAAUUGUCAGAGUUCCUUAUCUGUUGCGGAUUUUGGAUGGACAGAGUAGUCUCUUGGGCUGACGAGGAUACUCUGGUUGUUCCUGUUCGACAAAUUUCGUCGAUUGUGAUGAGAGCUUGAGAAUGUUCUUCUGUGUUUGUUUUCUUAAACUGGAUGUUAACUUCUGCUUCAAUUUUUCCUGUGUUCUGUACGUGCUCUUUAUGCGGAGUUGGAGCAUUUCCUACAUUAUGUGCUUUUAUUCACUUCAAGUUGUCUUUACUGAAUUCUUGUUUGUUUGUGAAACUGUUGUAUUAUUGUGACCAUAAGUUAUUUUGGUCAGUUAUAUGGUGCCAUGGUGUGCUUUCACGUGAUUUUUGUCCUUCUGCCAGGAGAAUGUAUGAUGGUGUUUUCCAGAUACUUCAAAACAGUAGCUCUCUUGAGCUUGCUGUGGCAAGUUUCCAUCUCUUAACAGAAUUGGGCAAGCAAUAUCCAAGAACAUAUGUGGCAGAUUCUGGUGGACACCAAUCUUUGGUGGUAGUUAAAGAGUCCUGGGUACCUUUUCUCUUUGGCAAUGGUGCUGUUAGUAGUGAGAUUGGGGGAAACGUGAGGAGCUCAGAUCACCUAUUUGAUCCUUCAAGAUUCUCGUUGCUGAUUGAGGCUAUUGUGGAACCGACAAAUGGCACGGAUGAUAAUAAUGGAAUUAAGGCUAUCGAGAAUAUGAUGCUGUUUCAGUAUCUUGUCAACACACUUGAAGCAGAUUUUGUGCCUCGCCAAAUUGCAACCAAAGAGUCACUAGACUGGGUGAUUUUCAGAGAGUCUCUCUUAAGUAUGCUUCUGGGAUCACGAAAGCUCGUGUUCAAAUCUUUUGUGAAGAACUGCAUGUGUAUUCUACUCAACCAGUAUUACCAUGAAGCUAAAGAUGAUUAUGAAGACAUCAUACCUUCUGAAAGAGAAACUGAAUCAACAUCUUAUCACAAUUUCUCCCUAAACUAUUUGUCCUUUGAGUUAAAAAAGACACUCAUUUCUCUCAGGAAAUUAUUUGUGAUGGUUAUGAAACUUGACUUGACCAGGAAAGAAGCAGACACAUUAGGGUUAACCUCAAGAGCUGACAGAUUCAGAAACUCUAUCAUGGAUAUUAUUUUGGAUGAACUAACUUACAACAGCAGUUAUUUAUCCCCAUUUCUCUUGGCCUUUGUGGAACGGAAGUGGAAAUUGGAGAUUAUUUUGCAGUACUUUUCAAAAUAUUGUGGCAAGGGCGCAGUCCGUACUCGAAGGUCUGAUAAUUCACAAGAAGAUUUGAAACUGGAAAAUGUUCUGAAUUUCUUUGUGACAGCCACAAGUGCAAAAGCUAUUGUCAGAAAGAUGAGUGCAGAAAUUGCCCAGCUUCUUUUAACACAUGCUUACCAGGCGUGCCUUUCUGCUGAAGAUGCCAACAGCAAUUCUGCUGAUACACCCGAAAAAGUUGGAGCUACUCUCCAAGAGAUAUCUUCCAACUUCAUAGCUGCUUUUCAAAACAUCAGGAAAGUUAGCCCGGAUAUCCAGAUAUCACCGUUCGAGAAAGAAGCUCUGUUUACUGCUGCAACGUUGGUUAGGAAAUUGAAGAGCAAAGAAAGGUUUAAGCAAGAGGGAACUCCAGGACUUGCUGCAUGAUGGCGCGAAGCUCCUGUUGAAGGCUGCUAAUGCAAAGAUCAAUCCGCAGACGCCGAGCGAGGAUGGUGGGCACUGAGGUGUUGUCAUGUUGGAUGAUCUUUGAAUCUUUUGAGGGGCUGCUGAUGUCUUGUGUUUCCUGUUGCUGAAAUAAGUGAGAAGUGGCUGAGAACUUAGCUGUUAUGUGUGUGUUUCUGGUUUGUUUCAGUUUAUAAACAUUGAGUUGUUUGGUGGUGUGACCUGAAUCAGGUCAGUUUCUGGUGUUUUAUCCCUUCUAGAUCUUAGCCCUUGGUGCUUUGCUAGACGUGGAUAAGAACAAUUGUAUUUCUGUUAUGCAAGUAAUAGAAAUGGAGUGAUCUCCGUUC